Spodoptera littoralis (African cotton leafworm) is the source of this 1590-nucleotide messenger RNA. The record is from the annotation of a GenBank genome assembly. Lineage: Eukaryota; Metazoa; Arthropoda; Insecta; Lepidoptera; Noctuidae.
AUGGAUAUAGUUGGUCCACAUGUAUUCCUAUACCUUAUUCUACUCCUGAAGACCUGUUUCUGCCUAUAUGAAGUAUGUGAUAGACGACCUCUAGGCACGAAUACAGAUCCCUUGCCACCCGACAACCGCUUCCUGAUUGAUGUGUAUGGUAUACGAGAGAACAUGUAUAUUCCGAAAGAAGAAUACUCAGUUCGUCUAUUUUCACGAGACGGAGUGUCUUCUUUCAUCGCCUUUACGAUAUCCAUUCGGGAGGACACUACGGAGAACAAGAAUAACCCCAGGAAGCCCAUCCUACUGAGUCCUGGCAAGUUGGAACCGCUACCAAACUCUAAUAAUACCAAAGUUCUGACUACUUGCAAUAACACUGUUAUACAGUCUGAUAUCACGCCGAAGACCUACGUUGAGGCCAAAUGGACGGCACCAGAAAAAGACAAUAAGUGCGUGACAGUCUUUGCUGUGGUGGCGGUGAGACCAGACGUGUGGUACAGCUUCGAAGGUCCAUUGUCUCAACGGAUCUGUGAGGACCGACGAAAGGCUGAUGAUAUGCAGCCGAUGGAAAAUUAUAACUGCCAAGUUUGUGAGGAUGCGAGGUAUAAGUUAAUAUUUGAAGGUAUGUGGUCGUACAACACCCAUCCCACGAUGUAUCCGCCAGCUGACCUAGUGGCCAGAUUUAGCGACGUGGUCGGUGCCUCUCACAGCAACGACUUCUCUCCUUUCAAGUAUAAUUCCGAUGCUACUGAUGGCCUGAAGCUUUUGGCUGAACAAGGAAACACUACCAAUUUGGAGGUCGAAAUAUAUCAAAGGCUAGGUACCGACGUCCGAACAGUAAUAAAAGCAAGAGCUCCACCAAGUACCAAUAUGAAGACUAUAUCCACCUUCAGAGCGAGUCGGAAGCACCACAUGGUCUCCUUAGCAACGGCCAUCGUUCCAUCUCCAGAUUGGUUCCUGGGAGUCGCCAAUUUCGAACUGUGUGACGCCAAAACUCACGAGUGGGCCAAUAAUGUCAUUUUCAACUUGUAUCCAAUGGACGCUGGGACGGAUAGUGGGAAGAAAUUUGAUUCCUCAAAUGAAGCGACAGCGCCACCUCAGCCAAUUUCGACUGCGAAAAUUGAUGCGAACAUUCCCAAAGAACAAUUGAAGCCGUUUGCAAGAUUAGUGUUUCAAUUGAUACGGACUUAUUACAACCCUAACUGCACGGAAGAUACGACUUUCACUGACGAAUCAGGUGGUGCGGGUGACAACGGUGAACAUACGGACGACGAAGGUUCUGAAGAAGGUGAAGUCACUAAGAAAGUGGAUUACCAACCAUCUCAACCAACUUCCACCACCAGCGAGGAGCCACCAUCAGUAGACCCAGAUUCAUCGCCUGAAUGUCCAAUGACUCCUUGGGAAGAGUGGCAAGAGUGCGCUGGCGAAUGCAUCGACAAUAAGGUGAACGGAUACCAAAUCCGAUUCAGAAAUCAUGUUGGGGAUCCAUCUCCCGAAUGUUUGAAGAUGCCUCUUACAGAUAUGCAAAAUUGUGAAGAAGAAUGCGCGGAAGAGCCAGCAGAAGGUGAAGAAGAGGAGGAGGAGGAAGAAGAAGAAGAAUAA